AUGGAUAUAAUUGAAUUACAGUUGGAUGGGACAGGAAUUAAAACUCGGCCUGAAAGCAUUUGGAAGCUCAAAUGUUUGAAAUAUCUAGAUCUUAAUGAUUGCCCAAACCUGGAAAAGCUUCAAGAAAUCUCAGAUGAUUGUAAAAGUUCAUCUCUUGAAGAGUUGGAUAUUAGUGGUUGUACGAGAUUGAAGAGUUCGUCUCUUAAACAAUUGGGUAUAAGUGGUUGUACGAGAUUGAAAUCAAUAUCGGAAAGCAUUUGGAAGAUGAGUAGUUUGAAAAUGUUGACUCUUAAUGGUUGCCCAAACUUGGAAAAGCUUCAUGAAAUCUCGGAUGAUUGUAUGAGUUCAUCUCUUGAAAAGUUGGAUAUAAGUGAUUGUACGAGAUUGAAAUCAAUACCGAAAAGCAUUUGGAAGAUGAGUAGUCUGAUAAGUCUGACUCUUAGUGAUUGCCCAAACCUGGAAAAGCUUCAAGAAAUCUCGGAUGAUUGUAUGAGCUCAUCUCUCGAAGAGUUGGAUAUGAGUGCUUGUACGAGAUUGAAAUCAAUACCAGAAAUCAUUUGGAAGAUGAGUAGUCUGAAAAGGCUAACUCUUAAUGAUUGCCCAAACCUGGAAAAGCUUCAAGAAAUCUUGGAUGAUUCUAAGAGUUCAUCUCUUGAAUAG
Messenger RNA from Ziziphus jujuba (common jujube), 660 nucleotides. Its product is annotated as disease resistance protein TAO1-like. Lineage: Eukaryota; Viridiplantae; Streptophyta; Magnoliopsida; Rosales; Rhamnaceae. The record is from RefSeq and is a predicted model, not a curated record. The transcript has a single exon. Bases 1 to 660 code for a protein of 219 amino acids. Gene Ontology annotation, molecular function: protein binding.